Messenger RNA from Beta vulgaris subsp. vulgaris (sugar beet), 2258 nucleotides. RefSeq names its product protein DETOXIFICATION 46, chloroplastic. The transcript has 14 exons. Gene Ontology annotation, molecular function: xenobiotic transmembrane transporter activity; antiporter activity. The coding region runs from base 273 to 1931 and encodes 552 amino acids. The record is from RefSeq and is a predicted model, not a curated record. Gene Ontology annotation, biological process: transmembrane transport. NCBI's taxonomy places the organism in Eukaryota, Viridiplantae, Streptophyta, Magnoliopsida, Caryophyllales, Amaranthaceae. Gene Ontology annotation, cellular component: membrane.
AAUUACGCACUAUGGUUAGAGGACAAAAAAAAAAGGGUACAAACGAAGAAAAGAAAAAAAAAAAUACCUGGCUCUUUCUAUCAUUCUUCAUUCUUGGAUCUUUCAACUUUCAAAGCCCUUUUCAACUUUAGUCUUCUACAACAAGUACAAAGAGAAACUCCCCUCUUCCAAAAUCAAACUCUUCUUACCUUUCCCUAUCUUCUUACUUUCUUCUUUCUUCCUUCUUCAUCUUGUCAUAUUUAUUUCUCUGUUUCUUAAACAAACUAUAAACAAUGCAACUCAAAGCCAUAACUCCCAUUUCUUCAUUCAUUCAAAUCAAACCCAUAACAGUAAAAAAACCCACCUCAUUUUUCCACCUAAAACCCUCUCAAAAUCCUCUAAAGUUACUAACUUUUAGUCACCCAACAAAACUUCACAUUUCCCAAAAACUUCACUGUAUUUCUCCUGGCCAAGAACUAUCAAGUGAAACCCAUUUCCCAGUAUCUGAAAUUAGGGGUGAUAAUGAUGAAAGUGACAGCUCAGUUACACCAAAGAAGCUUGAUUUGGUGGACCCCACAAGUGGGAAACCAACCAAUCAGAGCUUAUGGGAACAAAUGAUGGAGAUCAUCAAGUUUUCUGGGCCUGCUACUGGGCUUUGGAUUUGUGGGCCUUUGAUGAGUCUCAUUGAUACUGCUGUUAUUGGCCAAGGCAGCUCCAUUGAACUUGCUGCUUUAGGUCCUGGAACAGUUCUUUGUGAUUAUAUGAGCUAUGUGUUUAUGUUUCUUUCAAUUGCUACUUCUAACAUGGUUGCUACUUCACUUGCUAGACAGGAUGAGAAGCAAGUGCAACAUCAGAUAUCAAUCUUGUUAUUUGUGGGUGUGGCUUGUGGAGUAUCGAUGCUUGGUUUUACAAAAUUUUUUGGUGAAUGGGCUUUAACUGCUUUUGCUGGAGCAAAUAAUGUGCACCUUGUGCCUGCUGCAAAUACUUAUGUUCAGAUUCGAGCUUUAGCAUGGCCUGCUAUUCUUGUGGGAUGGGUUGCUCAGAGCGCAAGUCUGGGCAUGAAAGAUUCCUUGGGACCUUUGAAGGCCUUGGUAGUUGCAAGUGUUAUAAAUGGCAUUGGUGAUAUAGUACUCUGUAUAUUCCUAGGCUAUGGGAUUGCUGGUGCAGCAUGGGCAACUGCAGCAUCACAAAUUGUUGCAGCCUACACUAUGAUCGAUGCUUUAAACAAGAAAGGAUACAACGGGUUUUCCAUUGAAAUUCCAUCACUCAUUGAACUUAAAGAAAUAUUUGCAAUCGCGGCCCCAAUAUUUAUAACUAUAGUAUCAAAGGUGGGUUUCUAUUCUAUGAUAAUUUAUUUUGCUACAUCUAUGGGAACACAUACAGUUGCAGCUCAUCAGGUCCUGUCUCAAUUAUUCCACAUGUGCGCUGUAUGGGGUGAACCCCUGUCUCAGACUGCACAGUCAUUUAUGCCAGAGCUGCUAUAUGGAGUAAACCGAAGUUUAGUAAAGGCUCGAGAUCUGCUGAAGUCUCUUUUAAUUAUAGGGGCCUCAGUCGGACUUGUUCUAGGGGUUGUUGCAACAUCCAUUCCUUUCUUGGUUCCUCAACUGUUCACCCCUGAUCCUGCAGUUAUAUCAGAGAUGCACAAAGUUUGGGUUCCAUUUUUUCUUUCUUUAUGUGUGACCCCUUGUAUACUCAGCUGUGAGGGCACGUUGCUGGCUGGAAGGGAUCUUAAAUUUAUUAGCUCAUCAAUGAGUGGAUGUUUUGUCUUGGGCGCCCUUGUAUUACUGCUUGUGAAAAGUCAAGGAUUAGGUUUGAUUGGCUGUUGGACUGCCCUUGUUGGAUUUCAAUGGGCACGAUUCUUUCUCGCUCUACAACGCCUUCUUUCUCCAAGCGGGGUACUUUUUUCAGAGGAUCUUCUUCGUUUUAGAUUGGCUGAGCUAAAAGCUGCUUAAGUGCUGAUCAAAACCACCAUUCUCAAGGUGCUUGGGGUGUUUUUUAAACCACAAUGUGCAAUAGUUGUGUUCACCAUAAUUUUCUGAAGCCUAAAAAAUGCUCAGAAGAUUGAUAACCUACUUGGUGACGUGAUACAAUUAUACAGCAAGUGAUAGGAAAUUUAGUAAGUACUUCAGUAUACUAGUUAAAAUUCUUCAACUAGGUUCUGUGUAAGUUAGCUCAUUUUUAUGCUGCACACUGGAACUCAGCAAAUUUGUAUUACUACUACAAUUAAUAUUCCAAAAUGAAUGAGAAACCCUAAAAAUUGUACUUCUCUUCUUACUUCA